AUGUUUCAGCGCCUUCGCGACGCCAUCGACUCUCGCAUUGCAGAGGAACAAGCCCGCCAAAAGUCCGCCCAGGACAACAUCUCCCGCUCCAAUUCGGCGCGCCGUCCGCCCAGCUCAUCCUCUGCCCAACGGUCCCGCCCGAGACGCAAUACCGGGACCCCCGUGAGAGGCCCCGACCCCAAGGAGUUCGAAGCCGAGUUCACCAUCGGGGAUGACGAUGAGUCCAGCCGCCCUGAAACUCCUCAACUUGACACACCAGGGACCACCUCGGAGGUAGGCACCAACGACGAGAGCGCAGAGAUGGAAAACAAACCCGCCGACGCCCCGGAGAAGGAGGCAGAGAAGCAGCCGAAGGAGAAGGAGAAGGAGACACCGGCGGAGCUUCCGCCCGACGUGCGAGCGAAACUCCGACGACUCGAUAAGUUGGAGUCACGAUACCAUGAAUUGCUCAAAGCCUAUCGCAUGGCCCAUUCGCGCGUCCUCUCCAUCGAACCCUUCGAAGCUGCGCUGCGCGAAAACACUCCCCUCACGUCCAUCGGCGAGCCGAAGGCUUUCACAGAAUACCUCAAUCAAUCCACCUUGAAAAGCGACAUGGUCAUGGACGAGUUGAAGCGUGUCACCGGGGAACGUGAAGAGUUCCGAAAAAAGUUCGAGGAAGCGGAGAAGGCCACUCAGGACACUUUGGCAGAGGUGGCAGGUUUGAAGGAAAAGAAGGCGGAGACCGAGACCAAGGGAGCCGACAAGCCAGACGAGACCGAGACCAGCGAAGAGUUCUUUUCGUUCGAGAAUGAAGUUCCCCGACUGGAAGGCGAGCUCAAGACAAAGCAAGAGGAAGUUGAUAACCUCAAGGCCGAGGUCGAAAGACUGAAGCGCGAUAUGUCUGUCACUCGUGAGUCCACCGAAGGCAUGGUCCAGAACCUGGAGACCGCCACCCGCGAACUUGUGGAGUUGCGCGAGACCAAGGAUAAGCUCGAUGCCGAGAUCGAAACCUUGCGAACAUCCAAGAGUGCCGACGUCGACGAUUUGAAAGCCAAGCUCGCCACCGCCGAGUCCUCUCUUGAAUCUACGGCAUCCGAGGUCGAAAAGCUGAAGUCGCAGCUGAAGGAAAAGAGUCAGGAAAUCGAGAAGCUUGAGAAGGCGACCUCCGAGAAGGCAGAGCCAGAUUCCGAUCUGAUCGCCCAGCUAGAAGCGUCUAAGGAGGAGAAAACUUCAAACGAGAAGAAACUCACUGUGCUCCAAGGUCUGGUUGACGACCUCAAGUCUCAGCUCAAGGAUACCGAAUCCACCAUCUCCAACCUCAAGACCGAAAACCAGGAGAACUCCGACAAGUCUGCCAAGCAGAAAGACCUCUGUGACUUCGUUGACGCGAACUUGAAGACAAAUCCAGCGUGGGUAUCUGCAAAAGAAAAGAUUCUCGCGGGAGAUUCAGCCGAUUUCGACGAGAUCAUCAAGAGCCUUGCACCCACCAAGGAAGAGGCCCCUGCAGUUCCUACUCCCGCCCCUGCUUCGGCCCAAACAGAAUCGCAGCCUGCCCAGCCUGCUUCUACUGCCGGCGGCGCUGGAGGAAAGAAGAAAAACAAAAAGAAGAAGAAGGGCGGCAAGGCAGAGGAGCCGGUGAAGGAGGUCGAGACGACUCAAGCAGAGCAGCCCGCCCAACAGCCAUCUGCGCCGACUAGCAACGAAUUGGAUGAGCUCAAGCAAAAAAUCGAAUCACUCACACAGCAGCUCUCCGAGAAAGAGGCUGCUAUUGAUCGUCUCAGUUCCAAGGUGAAGGGUGAGGACGAUCUGAAGGAAGAAAUUGAGUCACUGCGUGACGACCUCGUGACCCUGGGCCAGGAGCAUGUCACAGCCAAGGACAAGAUCAAGGAGCUUUCCGCAGAGAAGACCGCUCUUGAGGAAACCAUUGGCAAGCUUGAAAAAGAACUGGUCGAUCUCCGCACCAGCAACGCCUCGACCUCGGCUGAUUCGGAGAAGGUACACUCUUCUCUCAAAGAGGAAUUUGAGACUCUCAAGGUCCGCUCUGCUAGCUUGGAGACCGAUCUUUCUGCUGCACAGCAGCUGGCUACUACUCGCUUCAAGGAUCUCACAGAUCUACGCGAAAACCUUCAGAAGAUCCAGCCCGAGCUGCGGAAUCUGCGCGCUGAGUCCGCGGAACUGAAGACCCUGAAGGAGACUCUUAACACCAAGAACUCCGAACUCAAGUCUCUGGAGAGCAAACAUGAAGACUUACGUGCCGAGCUGACGGGCGCAAAGUCCAAGAUCUCAGAACGUGAGACUGAAGUGGGCACACUCAACAAAAAGAUUCGCCAAGAGACCGAUAGUCGCUUGAAUGCUGAGGAGAACCUCACCGUCACUCAGUCAAACCUUCGCUCUGCCGAGAAUAAGAAGCAGGAUGCCAUCAAUGCCCGUGACAAGAUUUCCGGCGAUCUCACCAAGGCCCAAGAUGGGCUGAAGAGUACUCGUACCAAGAUCCGGGAGUUGGAAGAGCAAAUCUCCCAACAGAACAAGGAGCUGUCCAGCCUCCGGGAAGAGAUUCAAUUGAAGACAGCUCAGCACAGCAGUGCCCAGAGCCUGAUGAACAGCAUGCGUGACCAGACCGGUGAAGUUGCCAUGCAGAUGAAGGAAGCCCGUGAGCGGUGCGAAAGUCUAGACGAGGAGCUGGCCGAGGCCCACCGGCUACUCAGUGAGCGAACUCGCGAAGGCGAGACUAUGCGCCGCUUGCUCAAUGACAUCGAGGGUCGGUCGGAGUCCAAGGUGCGGGACUUCAAAGAGCGCAUGGAAGCUGCUAUCGAGGAGCGUGACCGCGCCGAAGACGAGGCCAGCAGCACUGGCCGACGUCGUGCCCGUGAAAUCGAGGAACUCAAAGCCAAGGUCCGCGAGGCCGAGAGGGCUCUUCGGACGGCGGAGCAAGACAAGGAGGACCUGGAGCAAUCCCAGAAGGACUGGCGCCGCCGUCGUGAUGAGCUCGAGUCAGCCUCUGAACAGUCCUCCCAGGAAGUCACGGAGAUUCGCCAGGCUAUGGCCGGCCUCCGUGAAGCGCUUGAUGAAAGCGAAAAGCAGGCCCGUGACCUUGAAAAGGACAAGGCAGAGCUUCGUCGUUCCGUCGAAGAGACGAACAGCCGAUUGGAGAAGCUUCGCCGGUCUCACAAAACCCUCGGAGAGGAUGUUCGCCUGCGUGGUUCUCCCACCGGUCGACAGUCCUCCCGCUCCUCUAUCGACUCUGGAUCUCGUCGGGCUGUUGCGUCGCCCGGCAGAAGCGAGACUCCUGUCGGCCCGCCCAGCAACGCCUCUAUCGACUACAUGUACCUCAAAAAUGUUCUGCUUCAAUUCUUGGAACAGCGGGAUAAGAAUUAUCAGAAGCAACUGAUCCCUGUUUUGGGUAUGCUGCUACACUUCGAUCGAACUGAUGAGCAAAAGUGGAUGUCGGCCAUCAUGUCCAAGUGA
Penicillium olsonii is the source of this 3444-nucleotide messenger RNA. The record is from the annotation of a GenBank genome assembly. NCBI's taxonomy places the organism in Eukaryota, Fungi, Ascomycota, Eurotiomycetes, Eurotiales, Aspergillaceae.